Messenger RNA from Necator americanus (New World hookworm), 1323 nucleotides. RefSeq lists its product as uncharacterized. Gene Ontology annotation, molecular function: phenylalanine 4-monooxygenase activity; iron ion binding. The transcript is spliced from 13 exons. The record is from RefSeq and is a predicted model, not a curated record. Gene Ontology annotation, biological process: L-tyrosine biosynthetic process; L-phenylalanine catabolic process. Bases 1 to 1323 code for a protein of 440 amino acids. NCBI's taxonomy places the organism in Eukaryota, Metazoa, Nematoda, Chromadorea, Rhabditida, Ancylostomatidae.
AUGGAUUCCUACGUCGCCGAUGUCAAUUCAGAGGGUGGUAAAAAAACGAUAGUCUUCACUCUAAAAGAGAAGCCCGGCGCUUUGGCAGAGACGCUUAGGAUAUUUCAGGCGCACGAGGUGAAUCUCUCCCACAUUGAGUCUCGUCCAUCAAAGACGCAUGCAGGUUGCUAUGAGAUACUUGUUGAAUGUGAGGAAGACUCAAGUCAACACAAAAUCGACGAUCUUAUCCAACUCUUCAAAAAGAAAGGUAAUGGAUUGAUGGUGCAGGACUGGAAUGCUCGUAUUAAACAGAAUAAAGAUUCAAUACCUUGGUUCCCUCGACGCAUCGCUGACAUCGAUCAAUUUGCUAAUCGAAUUCUUAGCUACGGAGCCGAGUUAGACGCUGACCAUCCUGGCUUCAAGGACCCUGUUUACCGCGAGCGUCGCAAAUAUUUCGCUGAUAUUGCAUUCAACUUCAGAUAUGGCGACAAAAUCCCGCGAAUCGAGUACACGACGGAAGAGAUUGAGACGUGGCGAAAUGUCUACAGUGAGCUUGUGGCUUUGUACCCAACACACGCCUGCAAGGAAUUCAACUACAUUUUCCCAUUACUUCAACAGAAUUGUGGGUUCAGAGCUGACAAUAUCCCACAACUUCAGGACAUUUCGGACUUUUUAAAGGAUUGUACCGGUUUCACCCUUCGUCCCGUCGCAGGCCUCCUUUCGUCGCGAGACUUUCUUGCAGGACUGGCUUUCCGAGUUUUUCACUCAACACAGUACAUACGACAUCAAUCUGCGCCCAAAUACACCCCAGAACCAGAUAUCUGUCAUGAGCUUCUUGGACAUGUUCCUCUAUUCGCGGAUGCCGAUUUCGCCCAAUUCUCACAAGAGAUUGGUUUGGCUAGUCUUGGGGCUACUGAUGACGUUAUAAAACAACUUGCUACGCUCUAUUGGUUCACCAUCGAGUUUGGAAUUUGCCUACAAGAUGGAAAGCGGAAAGCGUACGGUGCGGGGCUCCUAUCUUCGUUUGGAGAACUCCAAUACGCCCUCAGUGAAAAGCCGGAAGUGGCACCAUUCGAACCGAGCGUUACGUCUAAUACGGAUUAUCCAAUCACCGAGUACCAGCCCAAGUAUUUCCUUGCAGAAUCAUUCGCUAGUGCUAAGACAAAACUGCAAACGUGGGCAGCUACUAUUCCUAGAUCGUUUCAAGUUCGUUACAAUGCAUACACGCAGAGAAUCGAAGUGCUCGAUCGAGUCUCAGAGUUGCAGAGGAUGGUCCGUGAAAUAAAAAAUGAAAUUACCACGUUGGAGGACGCGCUUGGGAAAGUGAACAUGGAUUCCAACUGA